UGCAAGGCGGCCGAGGCGGCGGCCGACGAACCGGCGCUGUGCCUGCAGUGCGAUAUGAACGACUGCUACAGCCGCCUGCGGAGGUUGGUCCCCACCAUCCCGCCCAACAAGAAAGUCAGCAAAGUGGAGAUCCUGCAGCACGUCAUUGACUACAUCCUGGACCUGCAGCUGGCGCUGGAGACGCACCCGGCUCUGCUGAGGCAGCCGCCGCCGCCCGCGCCGCCGCACCACCCGACUGGGACCUGUCCAGUCGUGCCGCCGCGGACCCCGCUUACGGCGCUCAACACGGACCCGGCCGGCGCGGUGAACAAACAGGGCGACAGCAUUCUGUGCCGCUGAGCCGCGCUGUCCAGGUGUGCGGCCGCCUGAGCUGGAGCCAGGAGCUCUAGAGAGGGAGGGGGAAGAGCAGAAGUUAGAAAAAAAGCCACCGGAGGAAAGGAAAAAACGUCAGCAAACCCUAGAAACGUUUUCAUUCAUCAUUCCAAGAGGGAGAGAGAGGAAAGAAAAAUACAACGUUCACCCUUUUUUGCACGUUCAUAAACCUUCUACAUACAUACUCUGUUUCGUCUCUUCA
Messenger RNA from Chrysochloris asiatica (Cape golden mole), 574 nucleotides. RefSeq names its product inhibitor of DNA binding 4, dominant negative helix-loop-helix protein (gene ID4). The transcript is spliced from 3 exons. Gene Ontology annotation, biological process: negative regulation of transcription by RNA polymerase II; cell differentiation; circadian regulation of gene expression. Bases 55 to 339 code for a protein of 94 amino acids. Lineage: Eukaryota; Metazoa; Chordata; Mammalia; Afrosoricida; Chrysochloridae. Gene Ontology annotation, molecular function: transcription regulator activity; protein dimerization activity. Gene Ontology annotation, cellular component: cytoplasm; nucleus. The record is from RefSeq and is a predicted model, not a curated record.